This is a messenger RNA of Osmerus eperlanus (European smelt), 5085 nucleotides long. It is a transcript of the gene vamp2, whose product is annotated as vesicle-associated membrane protein 2. Gene Ontology annotation, molecular function: syntaxin-1 binding; SNAP receptor activity. The transcript is spliced from 5 exons. Gene Ontology annotation, biological process: SNARE complex assembly; vesicle fusion; vesicle-mediated transport. Bases 292 to 624 code for a protein of 110 amino acids. The record is from RefSeq and is a predicted model, not a curated record. Gene Ontology annotation, cellular component: SNARE complex; plasma membrane. Lineage: Eukaryota; Metazoa; Chordata; Actinopteri; Osmeriformes; Osmeridae.
AUUACACGUUCAUUAUCGAAGUGACACUGCGAGACUAACGUAAGCAGAUCAGUCGCAAAAUUUAACAAGAUUUUGGACUAACUGAGAUUAUAAAAAGGGGUACAAUUGUGGAAUACAUUUGGCCAGUAUUAGACAUUAACACUCCCACCAACAGAAAACGCCAGCGGAGUGAAUCUAUUGCAAGGGAGCAAAAGCAGAGCGCUGUUCAGAAGACAGUCCGCUUUACAGCCACCUAGGCGAAGAAAUCCAGUUCGGACUUGAGUACAUUUAUUGCCAAAUACACCAAAAGAAAUGUCUGCCCCUGCAGCCGGAGCACCAGCGCCAGAGGGAGCUAACCAACCUCCCAACCUCACCAGCAACCGCCGCCUGCAGCAGACACAGGCACAAGUAGAUGAGGUGGUGGACAUUAUGCGUGUGAACGUGGACAAGGUCCUGGAACGUGAUCAGAAGCUAUCUGAGCUCGAUGACCGGGCUGACGCUUUGCAGGCUGGGGCUUCACAGUUCGAGACCAGCGCCGCCAAACUCAAGAACAAGUAUUGGUGGAAGAAUGCCAAGAUGAUGAUUAUUCUGGGGGUGAUAUGUGUGAUUGUCCUCAUCGUUGUCAUCGUGUACUUCAGUACCUAAGAAGAGUGACUCCUACCCCAGUCGGCACUCGAGACUGCCAGCUACCCUGUGACAGAAAACCCUUCUAAUUGAUGACAAAAGUAACAAUUGACGAUCAAUCAGUUAAUUCGAUUGUUCCCUAAACAGUCUCUAAAUAUGACACUUCUGGCCCCCUCACCCCUCCCCUUCCCAACCCUUGCUUCCACCACCUCACCUCUGGACCCCUGUCAAUCUUCGUCCUGUGAGUUUGUGGCCCUGCCUCCUGUGUAAAUACUGCUUUUCUAAACUUAAUUUCACACUCAGAACCCAAUACUUGUUGUGAUUGUUACUUGAUAACAACAACAGAAAAAGGAAACUAUGGUCCUGGCGGUAAUUGUUAUAUACCAGAUAUGAAAUAUAUAUAUAUAGUUCUUUGUAGAGUUUUAUUCUGAUAUAAUGUUUUUUGUAGGUUGUGUGUGUGUGCGUUUUGUAUUUUUUAAUUUUUGUAUUAAUUUGACUUACGCUUCAGAAUUCAACUACUGCCUAAUCAUCAGAGUGUGUAUAUCUUGCACGUUCUUUUACUGUUCCUGCCUGUCUCUGGUUUCCUCUGGCUCUGUUUCAGAGCAUAGGUGCAUAUUUGCACAGUGGACUUAGUUUCCUUUAACUGAGGUAAUCAAUAUUCCCCUCACUUUCUCCCAUCCUUCCUUCUUUCUUCCAAACUUCCUCAUUCGUUCGUUCGUUCUUUCUCUCUCUCUCUCUCUCUCUCUCUCUCUCUCUCUCUCUCUCUCUCUCUCUCUCUCUCUCUCUCUCUCUCUUCUUUGUAAACUGCCAUAGUACAGUUGGACCAAUGUCUGUAGAUGUUACUUAAGUUACUUUUUAGUGUCUUAUUUCGAAAACAUUCCUACAUUGCAGUCUAGUGCAAAUGCUGUUGGUGUAGCACAUGUAUGUGUAAGUAUCUUUGAAAAGUUAAAAUAUAUAUAUAUAUAUGUAUAAAGUAAAAGUAAAUAUUAUCACCAAUAUCAAUCUAACAAGUCAGUGAUGAAAACAUAUUCUGCUAGAAAAUUAUUAAUUCAUGGUUUCUUUGGGGGUUUUGACCAUGUCCAAUUGGCUCAUGUUUAAACAUCUGGAAUUAUUUAGAUUUUUCUAACUCUUCUCCAAUCGUACGGUGAUGUCAUUGCUAACAAACAGCGGACAUAGACUUGUAACUGAUACUUACACCUGGGGGGAAAAAAACUGUAGCUGUACAAACUGGUGACAGAUAUCAAUGCUGUGUUUUGAAAUAGGUGUCUCAUUCAGGCACUCCCAAUCUGAGACACAGACAAGCCUUAGUCUCAUAGUGAUCAAUUACAAACCAACUCUUUGGAGAUUUUGAGGGCCAAACUAUCCUCACACAGUUUUUACUUUUGUGUAGGAGGAGUGGCUAAAUGAAUAAGGGGAAGCGGUUUCAAAUGCACAAAUGUCCUUGUUUUUGAUGGCGCUGUUGGGCUGGUCAAACGUCUGACCGGCCGAGAGAGAACCACAUGCAGCAAAGCCUCACCUGUUGACGAGCACACCUGCCUUACUCUCAGUGAGGGUACAAGUCCGAAAACGGACGAGAAAUUAGGAAAAGAAAUGGCAAACAGGCUAUAAUCCGGAAAAAAAAACAUUGCUCGACUAGUCGGUGAAUUGGCCCUGUGGUCGCAUCUUUCAUAUUGUCAGGGAUUUGCUGUCAGAAGUUGAGCACUGUAGCCAGCCUUCCAAGAAACGUUACGAGAAACAUCUUCCAUUUCCAAAACACGUACAGGAAUGAACGUUUAGCUGUUGCAGUGGUUCUCUCUCUCUCUUUUUGUGUCUCCCUAGUUACUGCCUUUUUCUUUUGUAACCAUAGUAAUAGAGUAUAUUUAUAUAGUAUAUUUUUUUUGUGUGUGAAACAGACAGAUACAGAGAGUGCAAUCAGGAUUUAACUCAUUGCUGUUAGCAGUAAGAUUCUCAAUCUCUGUGUGUCUUGUAUGUGUGAGUGUAUUUUUUGCAAGUCAGCUCUGUAAGUUACACACUGCCAAGCAACUAGGGAGAGGCUUCUGUUCUCAAUUAUUUUCUCAUUGGUGCCCUUACUGGUUUGGUCUUAAUAGAUGCUCUAGCUUGCUCUACACAUACAAAAAACCCUGUUUCUCAAUCUAUCCUCAAUCAAAGAAAACACUCAUUGUGAUUGUAGGUACACCUAUAGAUAUUUUCCCCUUUCAACGAUCCUCCAGUGUGUGUGUGUGUGUGUGUGUGUUGGAGGAGCUCUGCCUGUUUUGGGAAUAUCCCUGGUUUAUCCUGACAGAUUAGGCCGCUUUGACCUAGACGGCAGGGCAAGCUGUUACUAUGACAACUUAAUAGUGUAAGUGUAUGUGUGUGUGUGUGGGAGGGUGUGUGUGUGUGUAGGAGGGUGCGUAUAGAGCAGAACAGUCAACACUGCUCUGAUUUGCCUUUUUAAUCCUAAUCUUUGUGGGCAGAGAACUCCAACCAACUUUCACACACACUCACACACCGGCACACACACUCACACACCGGUACACACACACACACUUACACACACACAGUCAACAACAUACACUUACACACACAAAUACACACACACAGUCAAACACUUACACUUACUCACAUACAGACACUCACUCACACAUGCUCUCAUUUGAAAAGAAAUGGCCUUAGAAUGCCCCAUUUCCCAGUGUUCUCCCUAAAUAGAGCAAAACUAAUACACAGGAAUAUUACCAAAGACCAGAUUUUCUUGCUUUAUACUGCCAACUGCCAUCAAAAACAAGUCAAGGGACACGACACGUUCUCCCUGAAUCACUUGAACAGCAACCGCCCUCCCCUAUUUUUGAGAGCUCAUACCCUUUAUUCAAAAGACCUAGUUACCCAGUUCAUCACACUGGAUAAGGCACAGAGAUCUAAAUGUACAUUUUACCAUAGAAACCCAAACCCCCCAAGCACAACGUGCUUUAGCACCUUCUCCUGAGUCCCCCCUCAUAAGAGUGUAGUGUCCGUCCAGGUCUGGAGAGCUACCUUAACCUGUAACAAAUCUUCAGACAUAUGCUCCUAUAUCUUAUAAAUAGCACAACUCCUCUUUUUGUGUGUCUGUAGUGCUGACGAUUUCAAAAUAAAACAAAGUAUAAACUUGAACUAUAGCUGUUAAAACAAAAAGCAAAAAAAAAAAAAAAAAAAUCAAUGAUCUGUAUUGUUUGGUGUCGUAGUGUGGGGUGUUUUGGGGGGAAGGGGGUCCAAUUUCCUCAGGUAGGAGAUAUAAAAAUUUCCAUCGAAAUCUAGUUGAAGAUUUAAAAAAAAACAUUAAGUCAAAUUUGGAAUUUCAGCCAAUUUAAAACAUUCGAGGGGUUACUAUAAAUAGUCAAUGGCACCUCUCACUGGAGUUAACACGUUCUCAGUCUACUGGAGUGACUUUACACUGGUGGGGGUAGGACACCAGUGUUACUCACUAAUUCAAGGGUUGUCCUAAGAAUGCUCAGCCAAUCAAAUACAAAAAAAAACUGUCAAAAUUGGUGUAUGUGAGUGUUCUUUCUGUUGCUUUUUCUCUGUAAGAAAGGACGCGUGCAUCUUUCAACGACCUGACACUUUUUCUGUUGUAUUCUAGGUAUUCAGUUGGUGGGGUGGGUGUGGGGACGGCUCAAAUCUAAAACGGUAGAGAUCAUUGUUUUUAUGUCAACCUAAAGAGGCGUGGAGUGAUCUCAUCACAGGAGGGAACCUUUUGAGACACUGCACCCUCCGAGUUUGAUCGUAAACGAACAACGCUCUGUCCGUUCACACCGAAAUCACAUGAUCUGGACCAAAUGUUUCCCCUUUUGAUUUGUGUUAAGUUACUGAUAACUUUAGAAUUACGUCAGUGGCUUGCGUGCUUGUACUUUUGGACAGAAGAAGAAGAAGAAAAAGACAAUAGAGACUUUCUAUGUAAAUCCUAUUAGACAGGUCAGGAAACUGAGAUGGUAUUUUUACCAUCCUGUUAAACCAUAUGUUCAGUACGUUUAGACUGAUGUCAUGAAUUGCGCCAGAUUUCUGUGUUGUUAAAUUAUUUUUAUUUUAGGGAGGGAACUAUUUUCUUUUUUCUUUUGGGUCCGGGGUUUCGGGAAUAAGAACUCAUAUGUCCCCUGUUGGCCAAGGCUUACUGGAGGGACUAGACUGGGUGAUCAUGGGAAAUGUGUAUUCUUGUUUAUUUUUUGUUAACCUAUUGAUACAUUUCUUGUUUUUAUUUGGUAAGGGAUUUGGAAACUAACACGGUGGAUUACAAUGCAACAGAGGAAACUAAUGGAAAAGUACAUAAUUGUAGUGUGAAUCUAUCAAUGUCUUAUUAUAUUGAUGAACAUCAUGGAAAUAUAUCUAUAUUGGAAAAACAACGAUGAUGAUGACUUGUGUUUAUUACCCCAGUUUAGGAAUAUUCCGUGUGUGAUGUGGCUGUGUGGGUGGCUGUUUGAUUACCAUGACGACAUAAAACUGAAUAAAACCAAUGAAAAAAAUGGGUCCAAAACACAA